This is a messenger RNA of Paramisgurnus dabryanus, 6948 nucleotides long. Lineage: Eukaryota; Metazoa; Chordata; Actinopteri; Cypriniformes; Cobitidae. The record is from RefSeq and is a predicted model, not a curated record.
GAAGAAGACACGAGCAUCAAACGCUGAGUGUUUACAUCUGUUUUAAGUUCCGUUUGUUGGUUUUCUGUAAAGAGAUUCUUAUUUCCGUGUAACGUUAUUUAAGUGUUGAGAUGAGAUGGAGAUUAAAAGGGAACCUACAGAAAUAAAAACUGAACCCAUAGAAAUAAAAACCGAACCUACAGAAAUAAACAUUGAACCUACAGAAGAUGAAGAUCCCACUGAUGAAGAUGAUGACUAUCAUGAUGAUGAUGAGGAUGAAGAAAUAAAAACUGAACCCACAGAAGAGGAAGAUCCCACUGAGGAAGACGAUGAUGAAGAUGAUUUUAUUCCUUCAGAUGUGAAGAGUGAAUCAUGUUUGGAUAUAGAAAUAACGUCCUCAACAUCAGAAGAGCGACUGACAGCACAAACUCUUUCCUGCAUCAACUGUGGAAAGACAUUCAGCUCACAGAGACGUUUAGAGAGACAUGAGAGAAAACACACAGAACAGAAACUCUUCACCGGAUCUGAGAUCAGCUUUACUACCUUACAAGAGAAGAAACUUCAUUCAGAAGAGCACACAGAAAAGAAGAAGCAGUUUGACUGUCAGCAGUGUGGAAAGGGUUUUGACUUCUUAUCUCAGCUGAAUAUUCACAUGAGGACACACAGUGGUGAAAAACCUUUCUACUGCAGUGAAUGUGGCAAAUGUUUCAGCAGCAAAAGAAAUCUUGAUUCUCACAAGAACAUUCACACUGGAGAAAAACCAUACAAAUGUCCUCACUGUGAGAAGAGAUUCAGACAAAAAGACCUCAUGAGGAGACACAUGCUUGUACACACCAAUGAGAAACCAUAUCAGUGCAGUCAAUGUGACAAAUGUUUCAGCACCAAAGAACAUUAUGUUGUUCAUCAGAGAGUUCAUACUGGAGAGAAACCUUACCAUUGUAAUGUUUGUGAGAAGAGUUUUAGUCAACGUGGCAGUUUGGUGUCACACCAGAGAACUCAUACAGGAGAAAAACCUUACAAAUGUUCUCAGUGUGAGAAGACUUUUGCUCAUUUAGGUUCCUUAGAGACUCAUCAGAGAAUUCACACUGGAGAGAAACCUUAUUACUGUAAUGUUUGUGGGAAGAGUUUUAAUCAGCGUCAACAUUUAGUGUCACACCGUAGAACUCAUACAGGUGAAAAACCUUACAAAUGCCCUCAGUGUGAGAAGACGUUUACUCGGUUAUAUUCCCUAAAAGUCCAUAUGAGAGGUCACACUGGAGAGAAACCUUAUGCCUGCUCUCAAUGUGGAAAGAGCUUCACUAGUCCAGCUCAAUACAGUGUUCAUCUGAGAGUUCACACUGAAGAGAAACCUUACAUCUGCUCUACCUGUGGAAAGAGCUUCUGUAGUUCAAUUGCUAUUAGAGUUCAUCAGAGUGUUCACACUGGAGAGAAACCUCAUCACUGUAAUGUUUGUGGGAAGAGUUUUAGUCAACGUGGCAGUUUGGUUUCACACCAGAGAACUCAUACAGGAGAAAAACCUUACAAAUGCUCUCAGUGUGAGAAGACUUUUGCUCAUUUAGGUUCCUUAGAGAGUCAUCAGAGAGUUCACACUGGAGAGAGACCUUAUUACUGUAGUGUCUGUGGGAAGAGUUUCAGUCAACGUCAACAUUUAGUGUCACACCAGAGAACUCAUACAGGUGAAAAACCUUACAAAUGCCCUCAGUGUGAGAAGACGUUUACUCGGUUAUAUUCCUUAAAAAUCCAUCAGAGACUUCACACUGGACAGGAACCUUACAAAUGCUCUCAGUGUGAGAAGACAUUUACUCUGUAAUAUUCCUUAAAAAUCCAUCAGAGACUUCACACUGGACAGGAACCUUACAAAUGCUUUCAGUGUGAGAACUUAAGACGUUUACUCGGUUAUAUUCCUUAAAAAUCCAUCAGAGACUCACACUGGAGAUAAACCUUACAUCUGCUCUCACUGUGAAAAGAGCUUCUCUGAUCCAUCCCAUUUGAGAGUUCAUCAGAGAGUUCACACUGGAGAGAAACCGCAUCACUGUGAAACCGCAUCACUGUGUAGUGUUUGUUGGAAGAGUUUCAGUCGACAUGAACAUUUAGUGUCACACCAGAAAACUCAUACAGGUUAAGAUUUUACAUAAGACGUGUACUGGGUCAGGUCACUUAAAAGCAGUGUUAAUUUUGACAGCAGAUUUUUUGUUUUAGUCAUCUGAAUUAUUUUUAGUUUUAGUCUAGCACAGCAUUAAAAAGCAUUAAAAGUCAUUAAAUUGAUUUUGCGAAAAUUAAGGUCUUAAAUGGCAUUAAAAGCAUUACAUUUUAUUUCUACAAACAUUUUUUUUAGUUUUGAAGAAAAAAUAUUUUCUUGCACCAGCAUUUUUUUAUGAUUUUCACAAAAGGUUUCUUCAAAAAUACCAAAAGUUAAGAUAAUUGCAUUUUUGUGAAGAACUUUUGAUAAUGGAUCAGAUUCAGAGUGAUCCUCAAAACAUACACUGAAUUUGGGUUCUGGGUUUAUACGUUGUGUAAGAGUAUUACGGAUUGCCGUAAAUACUUGUCAUUGGCAGCAAAGCGUUUUUCUUAACUCAUUCACCGCCAUUGACGAGUUAUCUCGUCAAUUAUGAGUUAAUAUUUAACUAAUAAAUAUGCCUUUCUGGACGAAUUUCAAAGUGAAAGUGUAAUACCGCUUUUAUCCACUAGAUGGCGCCAAACCGAAUUGAUCAAAAACGGAAGUUAAAAAGAUUUAAUGAUUUAUUUUAACUGCCUUUAUGUUUGAUAGUCAUUCUGAGUCUGAUCUCUAACAUAAAUUCCUUUACAAAAACGCAAUUUUUUAAGCUUUUUGCUCAAAAUGUUGUAUUUUUGAAGAGAAAUAUCCAUAUUUCAAUGGUUAAAUUAAGUGGAAAAAGUAAAUAUAUAAUGAAACGUUUUUUCCCCAUUUUGUUUGUUUGUUUUUUGUUUGUUUGAAAGCAGAAGGUGUGUUCUUUAAUUUGAUAUAAUUUGUAUGUUUAUAUAUUUAUAGAAGAUAAUUUUUCCUGCAAGGAAUUUUGUGAAAAUUUUGUUAAAAUCACAAAAAUGCAGGUGGGCAACUUUUCUCAAAAAGGCAGGCGGUGAAUGAGUUAAUUGUUGAGUAAUUGGUGGUGAAAAGUUAAGAAACUACAAGAGAGAAGCCCUUUUAAAGGCCCCAGUGUCAGGCAGAUUGCAAGACCCCUCCAUCAUGAACAGAGACCCAGAAUGGUGCAAAGGAAAGUUGAAGUCUCUAGUUGAAAGAUUUCUGCAGGACCAGUUAUCAGAAGGAAUUUCAGCUGGUAGGAAUAUUAUAGGGAUAGCUUUAAAUUUUUAUAGGGAUAGCUUUUCCCUCUCUCAACAGGGAAGUACAGACUUGCAAUAUGGAAGGAGACAUUGUUGAGGCCCAGAUAAUGGUCUGUAACAAGGCUUGUGGAGGGGUUCUCAAAGUAUCCCUUACAAAGGCCCUACUUGCUUCUGUAUCUGCAGCCAGGACCAGAUACGGGAUUUACCUUGAUGAAGAAUGGAGGAAGAGAGAAGGUGCCAUGCUUGGACUUAAGUGCAAGUUAUAGUCAUGCAUAGGUUCUAUGGUGUAGCUAGAAGUUGUAGUGUUUGGUAGAGGUGGAAGAACAUCCUGAGACAAGUACGUUCCCUUUCACAAGAAGUUGAACAGUGCGAGGAGCGGCGACCCAGAUGGCAAGAAAGUGCCUGUGCUAUAUUUCUGUCUUGGUUGGAAGCACAUGUGAAACAUAGGCCAAAGGAAACUAAUUAUGACAAACACAAGAGUCCCAAUGAGAACGGGUUUGUGGCGAGAUCACACGCCGACGAGACGCCAGCAGAGGAGACACAACACAUUUGGCAGCCACAUCUUCCAGCCCAGAAUCCAGCUUGUCCUGCAAGAAACGGACGAAUACAGUUGGUUUCGGAGAAAUUGUUGCAGACUUGCUGCAUCGAUUGCCUGAAGAACAUCGAACACAGACUAUGUUCGACAUCUACAAACUAUUGUUUGAAAAACAGCAAGACAAAUAAACUGUGUGCUGCCAUGUUUACUUGUUUUGCUGUGCUAGGCAUUGACAUAGUCUCUGUAUUCUUUUUAAUGUUUCGGCAUCAUCUGAGAUAAAGGUUUGAUUUUAUAGAGGAGAAUAUGAUAUUGACUUGAACAUUUUGAUUUUGACCUGGAAGUUUGAGGUUUGUGCUGAAAAUUGUGAAUUUAUUCAUAAACUGUGUGUUAGCAAUCAUAAAGUACUGUAGCUUGGAUCGAGGGCAUUUAACAAAGUACCGUUGUCUGCAACAACUGCUCGGUACUCCCCAGGUUGAGGGACACCUGAAGCAUCUGUGUCCACAAAAUCAGCAGGGAUGUAUCGGUUUGCAGGUGUGUUGCUUUGUCAGGAUGGAAUUUCAGGGCUCAUUCCACAAUUAUGUUGCCACCAAAAUUCCAAAGCUGUUUUCGGUGACACGUCUGGCUCUGGAAAGCUUUUAAUUGUAAAUCUGCUCUUCCAUUGUCAUUAUUGCACCUAUUUGGGGAAAACAAAUACAAUUGUGUUAUUCUGAUAAUUACAUUGUUACUCUGAGUAUACAGUGAGUAAAAUAAGUAUUUGAACAGCCUGCUAUUUUGCAAGUUCUCCCACUUAGAAAUCAUGGAAGGGUCUGAAAUUGUCAUCAAAGGUGCAUGUCCACUGUGAGAGACAUAAUCUAAAAAAAGUCCAGAAAACACAAUACUUAUUUGCAGCUGUAUCACACAAAUAAAUAGUUAAAAAAUCAUAAAUUUUGACACCUGAGAAAGUCAAUGUUAAUAUUUGUUACAGUAGCCUUUGUUUGCAAUUGCAGAGGUCAAACAUUUCCUGUAGUUUUUCACCAGGUUUGCACACACUGCAGGAGAGAUUUUGGCCCACGCCUCCACACAGAUCUUCUCUAGAUCAGUCAGGUUUCUGGCCUGUCACUGAGAAACACGGAGUUUGAGCUCCUUUCAAAUAUUCUCUAUUGGGUUUAAGUCUAGAGACUGGCUAGGCCACGCCAGAACCUUGAUAUGCUUCUUACAGAGCCACUCCUUGGUUAUCCUGGCUGUGUGCUUCGGUUCAUUGUCAUGUUGGAAGACCCAGCCUCGACCAAUCUUCAAGUCUGUAACUGAGGAAAGGAGUUUGCUCACAAAAAUCUCGCAAUACAUGGCCCCGGUCAUCCUCUCCUUAAUACAGUGCGGUGGCCCUGUCUAGGGUGGCCAUUCGUGCCAGUUCCGCCGGACACGUCCCGAACAUGUUUUCGGGUUCAUUCUCCUGAAGUUGCAUUGGUCGACCGCAUACAUCAUCAAGGUUUAAUAUUUCGGGUUUAAUUUCAGAAUAGCAACCGUUACAUUUCAAGGUACGAAUGAAACUACAAUGAUUGUAUGUCUUUAGAAAAUUAAGAUUUAUUUCUUUUAUGUAUUUUAACUGAAAUGUGAGAACCUCGAUGACGUAUGCGGUCGAGCAACGCGACUUCCGGAAAACGAACCCGAAAACAUGUUCGGGACGUGUCCGGCGGAACUGGCACGAAUGGCCACUCUAGCCCUGUCCCAUGUGCAGAAAAACACCCCCAAAGCAUGAUGCUACCACCCCCAUGCUUCACAGUAGGGAUGGUGUUCUUGGAAUGGUACUCAUCAUUCUUCUUCCUCCAAACACUUUUAGUGGAAUUAUGACCAAAAAGUUCUAUUUUGGUCUCAUCUGACCACAUGACUUUCUUCCAUGACUCCUCUGGAUCAUCCAAAUGGUCAUUGGCAAACUUAAAACGAGCCUGAACAUGUGCUGGUUUAAGCAGGGGAACCUUCCGUGCCAUGCAUGAUUUCAAACCAUGACGUCUUAGUGUAUUACCAACAGUAACCUUGGAAACAGUGGUUCCAGUUUAUUUCAGGUCAUUGACCAGCUCCUCCCGUUCUGGGCUGAUUUCUUAGGAUCCAUGAGACCCCACGAGGUGAGAUCUUGCAUGUAGCACCAGUCCGAGGGAGAUUGACAGUCAUGUUUUGCUUCUUCCAUUUUCUAAAGAUUGCUCCAGCAGUGGACCUUUUUUCACCAAGCUGCUUGGCAAUUUCCCCGUAGCCCUUUCCAGGCUUGUGGACCCUGCUGAAAAAAAACAGCAUACCAGCAAGACCAGCAUAUGUUGUGUUUUGGUGCUGGUUUGCCAGUGAACACCAGCUAAAUCAGCACCAAACCAGCAUUAACACCAGCUAAACCAGCAUUAGCACCAGCAUCCCAUGCUGGUCAUACCAGCAUAUGUUGUGAUUUGGUGCUGGUAUGCUGGUGACCACCAGCUAAACCAGCAUAGACCAGCAUAAUUCCAAUGCUGGUUUGAUGCUGUUUUUUUCAGCAGGGGAGGUGUACAAUUUCGUCUCUAGUGUCUUUGGACAGCUCUUUGGUCUUGGCCAUAUUAGUAGUUGGAUUCUUACUGAUUGUAUGGGGUGGACAGGUAGCUUUAUGCAGCUAACGACCUCAAACAGGUGCAUCUAAUUUAGGAUAAUAAAUGGAGUGGAGGUGGACAUUUUAAAGGCAGACUAUUUGAGGGUCAGAAUUCUAGCUGAUAGACAGGUGUUCAAGUACUUAUUUGCAACUGUAUCAUACAAAUAAAUAGUUUAAAAAUCAUACAUUGUAAUUUCUGGAUUUUUUUAGAUUAUGUACCUCACAGUGGACAUGCUACGAUGACAAUUUUUACACCCCUCCAUGAUCUCUAAGUGGGAGAACUUGCAAAAUAGCAGGGUUUUCAAAUACUUAUUUUCCUCACUGUAUAUGUGUGGGUUCCAGGUGAUCAGCGGGUGGUUUUAACUGAUGUUAGUUUCAUAACUUAAAUCAUCACAUAUAUUUUCUAUAUAAUCUUAACACUGUAGUAAAUAACUGCCUUUGUACUUUAACUGGAUUUUUUCUUGUGUUUAUUUCAUAUUGUACAAACAUUUCGUAGUAUUAAAAUAAAUGGUUGUGUUUUAUAUCACAUUUUAUUUUGAAAUAAAUCUAUUAAAGC